AUGAGGAGUAUAGCUACUUGUUACAAUGAACAUGCUAUUAAGGUAUCCGAUUCAUAUUGUUCAGGUCCUUCAAGCAGAGCCUAUGUAACCCCAAAGCUGACUCCUUCAGUCCCAAAGGAAGUUACAUGCAUAUACAAAGCCAAGCUCUUGAACCAUAAGCAGCUUCUCAUCACUCUUACUUGGUACAACAGAAUUCUAGGCCAUGGACUCGUUGUCAAUGUAGAUGAGUACAAAACGAAUUCCUCCUCCUCCUCCUCCUCCUUCUCCUCCUCAUCCUCAUCUUGGGAGGAAUCAAAAUCAUCGUCGAGUUCGAGUUCCCAGAGACUGCAGAAGGAAAAGGGUAGCAGGACGUUCCAAUCCUGCAAUUUAAAGAUAGAAGUGUUUUGGGAUUUCUCCACUGCUGAUUAUGACAAUGGAGGACCAGAGCCAGCAAGUGGUUUCUAUGUAUUGGUCAUGGCAGACUCAGAGCUUGGUCUAAUCAUCGGUGACAAAAUUGAAGAAGUGCUGGACUUGAAGAAGUACAAGACUCUCAUAUCACAGCAGAAAUUCUCAUUGGUCUCCAGGAGUGAGCAUGUCUCUGGUAAUGCUGUGUAUUCAACCAAGGCUCAAUUCUGCGACUCAGGAAUAGCUCAUGACAUUCUGAUCAAGUGUGACAGAGACGACGAAGGAGGGUCCAAAGGCCCGGUGCUAACGGUUUCGAUUGACAAGAAGAAUAUUUUUCAGGUGAAGAGGUUGAAGUGGAAUUUCAGAGGGAACCAGGCAAUCUUUUUAGAUGGUUUGCUUGUGGACUUGAUGUGGGACAUUCAUGACUGGUUGUUCAACCCGAAAUCUGGGCGUGCUGUGUUCAUGUUCAGGACUAGGAGUGGAUUGGAUAGCAGGCUCUGGCUGGAAGAGAAGGUUCUUGAACACAAGGGACAGGACAGGCCUGAGUUUUCCUUGUUGAUAUGUGCCUGUAAGAACCCUGACUGA
Molecule: messenger RNA, 969 nt
Organism: Fragaria vesca subsp. vesca
Lineage: Eukaryota; Viridiplantae; Streptophyta; Magnoliopsida; Rosales; Rosaceae
Exons: 1
Coding region: 1-969 (322 amino acids)
Source: RefSeq, a predicted model, not a curated record